Messenger RNA from Neltuma alba, 2832 nucleotides. Its product is annotated as receptor-like protein EIX2. Gene Ontology annotation, molecular function: protein binding. The record is from RefSeq and is a predicted model, not a curated record. Bases 1 to 2832 code for a protein of 943 amino acids. NCBI's taxonomy places the organism in Eukaryota, Viridiplantae, Streptophyta, Magnoliopsida, Fabales, Fabaceae. The transcript has a single exon.
AUGGGAAGACACAUCAUAUUAGGAUUUGUGUUGCUUUUCUUGUUGUUGUUGGGGAUUGCCCAAUUAGGUUUGUGUGGAAGAUGCAUUGAAUCAGAGAAGCAAGCUCUUCUCAAGUUCAAAGCAUCUUUUCAUGAUGAUUCAUUUGAGAGCCUUUCCUUUUGGAAUCCCCAAACCAAUUGUUGCCAAUGGGAUGGCAUCACUUGUCACAAUGUUACUGGUCAUGUUCUCAAAAUUGAUCUCAGUGACUAUGUGCUACAAGCUACUGGCCUUGAUCCAUCUUUGUUAGAGUUGCAAUAUUUGAUUUAUUUGGAUUUGAGGGGAAUCAACUUCAAUGCCAUCUCGAUUCCUGCCUUUCUUGGUUCUAUGGGGAGGUUGAGAUAUCUUUCUAUCUCUGGGUCUAAUUUCAUCGGGAAGAUUCCUACCAAUUUUCUUAGAAACCUCGCAGCAUUGCAGUUUCUUGAUCUCAGUUGGAAUGAUUUGGACAUCAAUGACAUGAGUUGGAUCUCUAAACUUCAGUCUUUGCAACACCUCAAUCUAAGUAACGUUUACCUUGGAGAAGCUCACAACUUGUUCCAGGUACUUCACAUGCUUCCUUCUUUGUCACAACUCCAAUUAGAAGGAUGUGGACUUGGCAACUUGUCUGCUCCUCUUCCCCCAUUCAAUUUCACAAAUAAUACUAGAGUUCAGGUCUUGAAUCUUGCUCAAAAUGAAAUUGAUGGUCAAAUCCUUGAUGUGUUUCUAAAUUGGACUUUUGUUGAAUUCCUUGACCUCAAUUCCAACAAUCUUAGUUCAAUGCCAUUAUGGCUAGGAGAGUUUAGGAAUCUGGUUUCUCUUGAUCUUUCAUAUAAUGUACUUUAUGGACCCAUUCCUAUUGCUUUAUCAAACUUGACUUCCCUUGAAUACCUUGACCUUUCUGUAAACAAUUUUAGUUCAAUGCCAUUAUGGCUAGGAGAGUUUAGAAAUCUGGUUUCUCUUGAUCUUUCAUCUAAUGCACUUUGUGGACCCAUUCCUAUUGGUUUAUCGAACUUGACUUCUCUUGAAUACCUUGACCUUUCUCUAAACAAUUUUAGUUCAAUUCCAUCUUGGUUGGGAGAGUUAAGGAGCCUUUGCUAUCUACACAUCUCCAUGAAUCAAGUCACAGCCACACUAGAAAUUUCUGUGUCACAACUUUUAAAAAACAUGUGCCGCUUACAAAAAUUAUAUAUGGAAGGUGGCAAUUUUCAAGGAGAAGCAUUUGGUGACUCUGAUUUUUCUAGAUGCAUCAAAUAUGACAUAGAGGAACUGUAUUUGAGGAAUAAUAGACUCAAUGGCCAUCUGCCCACUUGGCUAGGGAAUCUUGAAAAACUAACUACCCUUGAUCUUUCAUGGAAUUAUUUUUCUGGUAAUGUUCCUCAAAGUCUUGGUCAUCUUGUUAAUCUAGAAUACCUUUAUCUCUCAAGUAAUUCUUUUAGAGGCAAUAUUCCUCGAAGUCUUGGCCAACUUUCAAAUCUAUAUGUCCUUGAUCUUUCAAGUAAUUCUCUUAGUGGUAAUAUCCCUCAAAGUCUUGUUCAACUUAUAAAUCUAAAAUACCUUGAUCUUUCAAAUAAUUCUUUUAGGGGCAACAUUCCUCAAGGUCUUUGUGAGUUUGUAAAUCUAACAACCCUUGAUCUUUCUCAUAACAAAUUCUCUGGUGAAAUUCUGAAUUGUUGGAGAUGUAAUCCACAAUUUAGAAUAAGUGAAAUAAAUUUUUCAUUCAACAAAUUAUCUGGUGCCUUCCCGGUCUCUGUCGGUGAGCUUUCUUCAUUAUUUUGGUUACAUUUGAACAAUAACCAUCUUGAAGGGAAGCUUCCAUUGACUUUGAAAAAUUUGAAUCAAUUGAUAAUUUUAGAUUUGGGUGUAAAUAAGUUUAUGGGAAGUAUACCAUCAUCAUGGACUAGUAACACUUUUCCUAUCUUGCAAAUUCUGAGGUUGAGGGAUAACAUGUUAGAUGGUAACAUUCCUUCAAAUCUAUGCCAACUCGGAUCUCUCCAAAUUUUGGACCUUGCAAACAACAAUUUAAGUGGCUCAAUACCCCAUUGCAUUGGCAAUCUUACCAAAAUGACCAAAGAUAGUGUUGAUAUAUGGGAAUCAUCCAAUCCAGUUGUUAUCAAGGACGUGUUGGUUAAGCAGUGGUAUGAUCAACAUGUGGAACAAGUUAUGAAAGGAAGAGAAUUAGACUAUACUAGAAUCUUGGAGCUUGUGGUCAACUUGGAUUUGUCAAAUAAUAAUUUGGUAGGAUCGGUUCCUCUUGAAUUAUUCUCGCUUGUUGGAUUGAUAGGCUUAAACCUUUCACACAAUCUUUUGAAAGGAGAAAUUCCAGAGAAAAUUGGAAAUAUGAAACAACUUGAAUCCUUUGAUAUCUCUUGCAACCAAAUUUCAGGUGCAAUUCCAAUGAAUGUGUCCAAGCUAACUGCAUUGAAUUAUUUGAACAUGUCAUAUAAUAAUCUUUCAGGGCCAAUUCCAGCUGAAAAUCAAUUCUUGACUUUGAAUGAUCCAUCUAUUUAUGCUGGCAACCCUUAUCUUUGUGGAACUCCACUAUCAAACAAGUGUCAAGGUGAUGAUACUCAUCAAGUUCCUGAAACCAACAAGGACUUGGAAGACGAAAAUGGUCCAGAAAAAGUGUGGUUUUAUUUCGUUGUAGCAAUUGGAUUUGCCUUUGGCUUUUGGGGAGUUAUUGGGACUUUAGUGUUGAAGAAGAAUUGGAGAUAUGCUUGUUUCCGACGAGUGGAAGAUGUAGCAGAUGAAAUAUAUGUGUUCACUUCUCCCAAAAUUGCAAAGCUAAGGAGGCUGCUCACGAACCAUGUCCAUGGUUGA